Messenger RNA from Gambusia affinis (western mosquitofish), 920 nucleotides. Its product is annotated as mast cell protease 2-like. Lineage: Eukaryota; Metazoa; Chordata; Actinopteri; Cyprinodontiformes; Poeciliidae. The record is from RefSeq and is a predicted model, not a curated record. The transcript is spliced from 5 exons. Bases 34 to 777 code for a protein of 247 amino acids. Gene Ontology annotation, biological process: proteolysis. Gene Ontology annotation, molecular function: serine-type endopeptidase activity.
AGCAGAUGCUCUAUCCUUUCCAUCUUAGCAAACAUGAUACACACAGGUUGCAUCAUCUACAUCUUUAUGCUGGUCAUUCUCACUGGGGCUUCUGAAAGCGGCAUCUUCGGAGGCCGCAUUUCAAAGCCUCACUCCAGGCCCUAUAUGGCAUCACUUCAGUAUAGAACAGAACACAAAUGCGGUGGCAUUCUUAUUCGAAAGGACUUUGUUUUAAGUGCGGCACACUGCUUUCUUGACCAAGUGGUACUUGGAGCCCAUAAUCUCAGUGAGAAGGAGAAAACUCAGCAAAGGAUCAAAGUGGCAAAGUUCUACAAGCAUCCAAAAUUCAACGGAGGUUUUCACAAUGACAUUAUGUUGCUUAAGCUGGAAAACAACGCCAAACUGAAUAAAUACGUCCAGCCCAUUGAGUUACCAAAGAAAGAAAAGAAAAUAAACGCCAACCUUGAUUGUCUAGUGGUUGGCUGGGGCAAAACUGGACGAAAUGAACCCAUUUCCACUGUUCUGAAAGAAGCGACAGAAAAGACACAACUCAAGAUUGAAUGUGAUACAAUCUGGAAAGAAAAUUUCACUGCCCAGCAAAUGAUUUGCACCAAGUUUAAAAGGAACAUGGGAGGAAUAUGUCAGGGUGAUUCUGGUGGACCUCUGAUCUGCAAAAACAAGCUUCAGGGUAUAAGUGCUUUUACUGCUGAAAACCAAUGUGACAAUCCAAAGUUCCCACAUGUAUUUACUAAAGUUAAUUUCUUUCUUCCCUGGAUCAAAAAAAUAAUGCAGAAAUAAGACCAAUGUUGUACCCACUUUAUUUUCAUUUACAAAAAACAAAAAGCUGUGACAACCCUUCAUUGCAUUGUUUGAAAAAAACAAAACAAAAAAACAUUAUAGUUAUAAUAUUGUUAGAAUCCACAAUAAAGCCAUAUUCCUAA